AGUACCGAGUGGUGGUUCCAGUCGAAUACAAUAUUCGACAGAAAUGUACCAAACCCGUGCUAAGUGACUACAGAAAUAAUAACUGUUAGAUAAAGUGUUCGACGACUCGAUAGGGGAUCAAAUAUAAGACAGUCAUGUCGCCACUGCUGGAUUCGCUGCUGCGGUGGCGGCGCGAGGCGCCCGCGCCCGCUGAGACGCUGGAUGAAACAGCUACGCCCAUGUCCACAACCACAGAACCUGGGACAUUGCCACCGGUUACAUCGACAAUCCCACCAACUACCCAGGAGUCCAUCGGAGAGAAGACGGCAGAAAUCGCCCGUAAGAUGAACAUUGAGCCAUGGCAACUUGUCGCUAUACUUGUUGGUGUGGGCGUAGUGGUGCUCGGGAUAUGUUUCUGCUGCAUCAGGAGGUGUUUCCGCAAGCGACGCUCCAAGGAUGGCAAAAAGGGAAUGAAAGGUGUCGACCUAAAAUCCGUCCAGCUGCUCGGUUCCGCUUACAAGGAAAAGGUUCAGCCUGAUAUGGAGGAGCUCACGGAGAAUGCCGAGGAACCUGACGACGGCGACUCCAAGAAAGAGGAACAGAAGCUAGGAAAACUCCAAUACAAGCUGGAGUAUGAUUUUAACAGCAACAGUUUGUCUGUGACUGUAAUUCAAGCUGAAGAUCUGCCAGCUCUGGACAUGGGAGGCACGUCCGACCCCUACGUUAAAGUUUAUUUACUUCCCGACAAGAAGAAGAAGUUCGAAACAAAAGUUCAUCGAAAGACUUUAAGCCCCGUUUUCAACGAAACAUUUGUGUUCAAGAACGUGCCCUAUGCUGACGCUAUGAAUAAAACUCUCGUGUUUGCAAUCUUCGACUUCGAUCGAUUCUCAAAACACGACCAGAUCGGUGAGGUGAAGGUGCCGCUGUGCCAGGUAGACUUGGCACAAACUAUCGAGGAGUGGCGCGAGCUGCAGAGUGUUGAAGGAGAAGGGGGGCAGGACAACAAGUUGGGAGACAUUUGUUUCUCAUUGCGUUAUGUACCAACGGCCGGAAAACUGACAGUUGUUAUUUUGGAAGCUAAGAACUUGAAGAAAAUGGAUGUCGGCGGUCUAUCAGAUCCGUACGUAAAGAUAGCACUCAUGCAAAAUGGCAAACGUCUCAAGAAGAAGAAAACGAGCAUCAAGAAAUGCACACUGAAUCCCUAUUACAACGAGUCAUUUACUUUUGAAGUACCAUUCGAACAGAUACAGAAAGUAAACCUAGUGAUCACCGUGGUGGACUACGAUCGCAUCGGUACGUCGGAGCCUAUCGGCAAGGUAGUGCUGGGAUACAACGCGUCAGGCACCGAGCUUCGCCACUGGUCCGAUAUGCUGGCUAGCCCGCGGCGCCCCAUUGCGCAGUGGCAUACACUCAAAGACCCCGAUGAUGGAGAGAAGAAGGAUUAAACAUUGAACUGAGUAUGAAAAGCAGAAACCUACAAACAUGGAAGUACGAGUGUGAAGAAUAAGCGACUUAUUAUAUUUGUUUAUACUUACGUUAAGAAUAAUAUUUGGUAUUAUUUAUAUUACCUACAUUCAAAUAAUUCUGCGGUAACAUAUGUGCCCAACUCCUAAACGUUAUCAUUAGCGCUUCAUCAAUGUGAUUUGGAUGUUGUCUUUAAUCGUUUCCAAUAUUAUAAUCGAAUAAUUAAUAUUGCUGUUAAAAUAUCUAAUUGUAAAAAGAUAAUAAUGUUCUUUACCCCUUUAUUAAUUUCAAUGUUGCUUACCAGCUGUAUGCUAGUAGCAUGAGUUACUUCGAUAAGUUUGCAUCUGUGCAGUUCAAAGGCGAUUGGUUUUGAAUUGGCGCACGGGUAAAGUAGCUAGACGCAACAGUUGAUUUAGUUAGAAUCUUGAUUGCAUUAGCAACUGCAUCGACGCAAAAUUUAUCGUUUGAUUAAGAGUCUUGUUCUCUCAUCUCGUCUCGACUAACUAAUACUCGUAUCUUGCUAAAUUGUAAGAAUGUUGAUUUAGCAAUAUGUAAGUUGUUGUGAGGAGUGUAGGGAUAAUAAUUGUUAGAAUUCCUUUGCUACUUCCACGUCCUUAGCGUCUUAUAAAGUUGGUUUUGAAAUCGCGCUAACAAAUAGGUAACCAGCUUUGUUCAAUAAGUGUGCUUUGUUAUCAAAAGCCGUUACCUUAUCCUACGUGUAAUCGAAAAUAUAUUUUAUUUAAAAACCUAUUACAUAAAGCUGUGUAAAUAAGUUGUAUCCUGUUAAAUUUAUUACAUUCUAUUUUACUAUCGUAUAAGUGUUAUAGUAUUGAUACCCUUUUAUUAUAAUAAAACACAAUGUUCCUCGGGGGAAGAGAAUGGACCGACGGAGAUCAUUUGCGUUUACAUUAUUUAGUUUGUUAUUAGACAAGAUCAUUAUCAUGUGCUGUCGGUAAACUGUUAUUCUCUUCUCGUGAGGAACAAUAGGCCUAUUGUAUAGGUACCUAAACAUUAUUAUUUUAAGGCAUGACAUUAUUUAUUAAUUAAUUAAAGUCUUUGAUGUCCAGUGUCCAUUGAUUAAUCUGUAUGAUUUCGUUAGUCGAAAGUUUUAUUCACUUAUACAAAAUACUUCUAUAAUUUAGGUUAGGUAGAUUAAUUUAUUAUUAUUUAAUAGUUAUGGAAGUGGACACUCAAUAUACGUGGUAUCAUCGAAACUAGUCAAACGUAUAAGACUAUCUACAAAUAAAAAUACUUAUACUUUAAAAUUAUAUUGUUAAAUAGUUCCAAUCGUUUAAAUGGUUCUUUACGGUGUAAUAUUUAAUCGUGAUUAGACUGCUGUACGUCGCGUCGCGUCGGUAAGUGGUUCGUCUAGAAUUGUCGCAAGUUAUAUCCAUAACAUUACUAUCUAUCGGUUCGAGGUACCAACAUUUUAAUGUUAGGUAGGUAUUUAAUAGUCGUAUAACAUCUCCUAACUUUGCGGUUCAAGUACCUAUUUAUACCUACGUACUUAGCUAAAGCUUGACUGUUGUUGAUCUCAAACAUAUGUGUUAUUGUGUAUAUAAUGUAAUCACAUGUUAAACUCCACAAUCACAUUAUACUAUAUACUUAUGUCUAUGUACCUAUAGGGGUAAUGGAGUCGGGCUUCAAGUAAAUUUAGAAGUGCACCAACACGAAACAAGUAGGAAUAGACUUGUGGUUCAAGUAUUGUACUUAACAAUAACUAUACUUACUAUGUUAAUAUAUUAUAUAGAACUUAUUCAUAACAACGCAACAGAUUCAUUGGCAGUUUUGUUAACCCACACUGAGAAAAUGGGAAAUAAGAAUAUUUAAUUUUUUUCUUCUGAUGAUUAAAUAAAUUAUUUUAAGUUAAAUCUCAAUCGAGAAAGAAUUUAAAUAUUUGAAAUGGCUGAGUGAAUCUGUUGCAACUCCACUCAACUACUUUAUAAUCCUGACCGCACUGAACAAGCGGUUGAGCCUCGGUAGAAUUGACAAUAUAGAUAUUUCAAAUGCUAUUUAAUAUUAACAUUUUGUAAUAUUAAGAACAAAUGCCAGAAUACAUGUGAAUAAUCGCUAGAUUUAUAAUAUUAAGAGAACAAUCAGAACAUGGAGAUGUUUCAUACACUCUCAAGCUGGUGUAGCCAACAAAUUCCCUCACUAUAUCAUAGUCAGUUAUCAAUAUUUAUUGAUAUCACCAAGGACAUACUUCCACUAAUUCAAAUAAAACAAUGAAAUUACUUAACAUUGACGAGGGAUAGCUCUUUGACUAUCUUUGUUGAAAUGUCCAAUAAAAUAUGAGUAAAUGACCAAUGUCAUCAAAGAACAACGAAAUGUCUUUACUCAUGUCAUCCACUAAUUAAAAUACCACAAUGAAAUCACUUAACAUUGACGACAGCUAGCUCUUUGACUAUCUUUGUUGAAAUAUUCUAUAAAAAAUAUGAGUAAAUGAUCAAUCUCAUCAAAGAACAACUACAUCGUUUAUUCACGUCAUGUGUGGAAAAAGAGAAAUGUAAGGGAACCGUAGUGCUCACCAGGUAGUUUAUAUUUUCAAUUCAAUACCUGUAUAGCAAUUUGUAUGAGUGAAAUAUAUAUUUUAAUCACACUUCAAGUGUAAAAUGUUAUAUCAUUGGAUAAUUAGCUUGUAUACAAAGUGGUGUUAAUGUGUUGGGCUGUUGUAAUCAUUGCUGUUUGUUACAAACUCCUUUGCUAAAUUUAGAAUUGUAAAAUGUAACCAAUGUUAAAUGAAAUUUUCAUUUGUAGUUCAGAUAUUCACAAAUUUGCAGGGUUUAUCUGUAUAGCUACUCAUUGCCCAUCUAUUGCACCAACUACCUAUUUAACAUAUA
Spodoptera litura is the source of this 4283-nucleotide messenger RNA. The record is from RefSeq and is a predicted model, not a curated record. Lineage: Eukaryota; Metazoa; Arthropoda; Insecta; Lepidoptera; Noctuidae.